GACAUGGUGGGAUGACGAGACCUUGGACGGAUGCCCUCCUCAUGCUCAUGGCGAGGCCUUGGCACUGCACCAGAGGCUCCAAGCUGAAGGCCUGGUGCCGAACCUUGUCACACAGACGGCGGUGGUCCGUGCAUAUGAUAAAUCUGACCAGCCGACUCAGGCCAUGGAAUGUUACAGAGACAUGCAGUCUCAAAGCAUGCAACUGGAUGUAGUUGUCUACAAUGCGCUUAUCAGUGCUUGCGCGAGGGGGAGAAAACCGCAAUGCGCUUUCAGAGUUUACCAUGACAUGCUGCAACGAGCGCUCCGUCCAGAUCGCUUCACUUUCAAUGCCUUGGUAGGCAUGUGUAGCUCCAUCGGUUGGGUGGCGAAUACCACAUGGUUGCUUGCCGACAUGACGGCUUCCAAAAUUUCUCCGGACACAACGACUUACGAUGCACUUUGUGUUGCAAGCGGACAAGCUGCCCAAUACAACAAGGUCCUACAUUACUUGGCCCAAGCAGAGUUGAACGCGCUCUGGCACUUGCUGUGGAUGUAA
Symbiodinium pilosum is the source of this 535-nucleotide messenger RNA. Lineage: Eukaryota; Dinophyceae; Suessiales; Symbiodiniaceae. The record is from the annotation of a GenBank genome assembly.